This is a messenger RNA of Protopterus annectens (West African lungfish), 6255 nucleotides long. It is a transcript of the gene TRPM3, whose product is annotated as transient receptor potential cation channel subfamily M member 3. Bases 937 to 6135 code for a protein of 1732 amino acids. The record is from RefSeq and is a predicted model, not a curated record. Gene Ontology annotation, biological process: protein tetramerization; monoatomic cation transmembrane transport. The transcript has 26 exons. NCBI's taxonomy places the organism in Eukaryota, Metazoa, Chordata, Ceratodontiformes, Protopteridae. Gene Ontology annotation, molecular function: monoatomic cation channel activity. Gene Ontology annotation, cellular component: membrane.
AACAACACUAUUUCUCCUUCCUGUCAUUUUGAUGCAUGUGGCAGUACCUUCUCGAGUGGAAGGCAAAGCCCAUCAAGAUAUUCACCGUGGUGGAAAGGAAAAAAACCCUCUCCAGUAAAUCAAUAAAGUGUUCUCCUCUCUGUAUGCUGGGCUGCUUGGUGAAGAUAACAGAGCAUCUCUCGGGUUAAUGUAGGUGAUUGGUCGGGCUGUUUCUCUACUUGAGUUAUUUUUCCCCAGUGACAGUCACUCCAUGUUUUGCUCAUGGAGAUUUUCAUUAACUGCUGCAUGACCAAAUGUAGUAAAGCGAAAUGUUUCUAAACGUGAGUAGUGUUGUGGGGAGGGGUUUGAUCCUCCUCUACCUGCUCUAUUCCACGGACACCUAAGGUGUAAACGUUAUUAGCCAGGUUCCAAGUUGUCUUCAUCCAGUAAAGCACCGCUUGUGCCUCUGGGGCAUGCUGACUGUCGGCUGCAUACAGAAGCUGUGCAGCAUCCUGCUUCCCCAACCCAAAACCGGAGAAGAAGAAGGCGGCGGGGGGCUCCUAAGUCGCGGCACGGGCAGCGACACUUGGCCUGAAGUUCGCGCCCGGCGCACACAAGGGAGGGGUAUCCGCUGUGGCGAGCCGCUCGCCUCUCCUCAGCCUGAUUUGCUAUGCAGCAGCUCUGCCGCACCACCAAAAGAGCGGGAGGAGGAGGAGGUUGUGCUGCUUGCUGCAGGUGGAGGAGCCGCUGACACAACUCCUUGUCCUCUCAAAGUAGUUGUGAAGUGCCAGGAGGAAAGGCGGUGAGGCGCUCUACCCUCGUCCCCGCAUUGUCCACAGGUGGACAUGGCAGCGUUGGACUUGGACAGGGGAUGUCGAGAAAAGGGCAGGGGUUCCGCGCUACAUUAAGGCAUUGUCACUUUUGUUGUUUAUCUUUUUUCUGGGAUUGUUAAGGGUCAUGAAUCAGUCGGAUGCACCUCGGCCUAUAAAUUGGACCAUUCGAAAGCUCUGCCAUGCUGCCUUUCUGCCGUCUGUCAGACUUCUUAAGGCCCAGAAAUCCUGGAUAGAAAGAGCGUUUUCCAAGAGAGAAUGUGUUCAUAUUAUACCAAGCACCAAAGACCCCCAUAGGUGUUGCUGUGGUCGUCUAAUUGGCCAGCAUAUUGGAUUGCCUCCAAGCAUCUCUGUCACUCACACUGAGAAGUCCGAAAGUCGUUAUGGUAGAAAUGACAUCCAGGCAGAGAAGUGGUCUGUCAGCAAACACACGCAACUCAGUCCCACUGAUGCUUUUGGAACCAUUGAGUUCCAAGGAGGGGGACAUUCCAACAAGGCUAUGUAUGUCCGUGUUUCCUAUGACACAAAGCCUGAUCUCCUUCUACAUUUGAUGACCAAAGAGUGGCAACUUGAACUCCCCAAAUUGCUCAUUUCUGUUCAUGGAGGCCUACAAAACUUUGAACUUCAGCCAAAACUCAAACAAGUAUUUGGAAAGGGCCUAAUUAAAGCUGCUAUGACAACUGGAGCUUGGAUAUUUACUGGAGGAGUAAACACAGGAGUUAUUCGCCAUGUUGGUGAUUCUCUAAAGGACCAUGCAUCUAAGUCUAGAGGAAGAAUUUGUACAAUCGGCAUUGCUCCUUGGGGAAUUGUGGAAAACCAGGAGGAUCUGAUUGGAAAGGAUGUGGUCCGACCCUACCAGACAAUGUCCAACCCCCUGAGCAAACUAACUGUACUCAACAGCCUGCACUCCCAUUUCAUCCUGGCUGACAAUGGAACGACGGGAAAAUAUGGGGCUGAGGUAAAGCUACGCAGGCAGCUUGAAAAACACAUCUCACUUCAGAAGAUCAACACCCGUAUUGGACAAGGAGUUCCAGUUGUAGCACUUAUUUUGGAAGGAGGGCCAAAUGUUAUUUCAAUUGUUUUGGAAUAUUUACGAGACACUCCACCUGUGCCUGUUGUAGUCUGUGAUGGCAGUGGACGUGCAUCUGACAUUUUUGCAUUUGGCCAUAAAUACUCGGAAGAAGGAGGACUCAUCAAUGAGACGCUGAGAGAUCAGUUGCUGGUUACAAUACAGAAGACCUUUAAUUACAACCGCCCGCAAGCACAGCACCUCUUCAUGAUUCUAAUGGAGUGCAUGAAGAAGAAAGAAUUGAUAACUGUCUUCCGAAUGGGAUCUGAAGGCCAUCAAGACAUUGAUUUAGCAAUACUGACAGCACUUUUGAAAGGAGCCAAUGCGUCUGCCCCAGACCAGCUCAGCUUGGCCUUAGCUUGGAACAGAGUGGACAUUGCACGGAGUCAGAUUUUUAUCUAUGGACAACAGUGGCCGGUGGGAUCUCUUGAACAGGCAAUGCUGGAUGCUCUCGUACUUGACAGAGUGGAUUUUGUGAAGCUGCUUAUUGAAAAUGGAGUAAGCAUGCACCGUUUUCUCACCCUCUCAAGACUAGAGGAACUGUACAACACGAGACAUGGUCCAUCAAACACCUUAUAUCACCUGGUCAGGGAUGUUAAAAAGCGAGAAUAUCCAGGUUUCGGGUGGAUCAAUCUUAAGGGGAAUCUACCUCCAGAUUACAGAAUAAGUCUCAUCGACAUUGGCCUUGUUAUUGAAUACCUGAUGGGUGGGGCAUAUCGCUGUAAUUACACUCGUAAACGAUUUAGAACAUUAUAUCACAAUUUGUUUGGACCAAAAAGGCCGAAAGCUCUUAAGCUUCUAGGAAUGGAGGAUGAUAUACAAUUACGGAGAGGCAGGAAAACAACAAAGAAGAAGGAAGAGGAUGUGGACAUUGACCUGGAUGACCCAGAAAUUAAUCACUUCCCUUUCCCAUUCCAUGAACUGAUGGUGUGGGCAGUGCUCAUGAAGAGGCAGAAGAUGGCACUUUUCUUCUGGCAACAUGGCGAGGAAGCCAUGGCCAAGGCCCUGGUGGCCUGCAAACUGUGCAAAGCAAUGGCCCAUGAGGCAUCUGAAAAUGACAUGGUGGAUGACAUAUCACAGGAGCUAAACCAUAACUCCAGGGAGUUUGGACAGCUUGCUGUGGAACUCCUAGACCAGUCCUACAAACAAGAUGAGCAGAUGGCAAUGAAGUUGCUAACAUAUGAACUAAAGAACUGGAGCAAUGCCACCUGCCUUCAGCUAGCAGUAGCUGCCAAGCACCGGGACUUCAUUGCUCACACCUGCAGCCAGAUGCUUCUCACCGAUAUGUGGAUGGGCAGGCUACGAAUGCGCAAAAAUUCUGGCUUGAAGGUGAUUCUGGGACUUCUACUUCCACCCUUUAUCCUGAGCUUAGAGUUUAAGAACAAGGAUGAGAUGUCAUACGUGCCGCAGGGACAAGAUGAUUACCUCCAAGAAAAAGAGAUGGAAGAACAGGAGAAACCCAUCAAAGAGAAGGAAGAUGAUGACAUGGAGUUCACAGUAAGAACUUCAACAUAUUGUGGCACCAAGUACAACCCCUUGAUGGGAGGAACAACUUCUAAAGCUACCCCUUUCAGAGUGAGUGCACAAACUGCUGCACCACGGUACAGGACAGUCAGAUCACAGGCAAUGAUUAGUAGAGUAAAUGGGGAACCAGCUAGAAAGAAGAAUGAAGAGGAACCACCAACUAGGCACAGGCUAAUCCCUGUUGUGAGAAAGAUUUAUGAGUUCUACAAUGCUCCUAUAGUUAAGUUUUGGUUUUAUACGAUGGCGUAUAUGGGUUACCUUAUGCUGUUUAACUAUAUGGUACUGGUGAAGAUGGAACGCUGGCCAUCUGUGCAAGAGUGGUUUGUCAUCUCCUACAUUUUCACCCAGGGAAUAGAAACGAUGAGAGAGAUCUUGAUGUCAGAACCAGGGAAGUUGCUACAGAAGGUCAAAGUGUGGCUUCAAGAGUAUUGGAACAUCACAGACCUCAUGGCAAUCCUUGUCUUCUCUGUUGCCAUGGUACUUAGAUUGCAGGAACCGCCAUUUAUGAGCUACGGCCGUGUAAUUUACUGUGUUAACAUCAUCUACUGGUACAUACGCUUACUGGAUAUCUUUGGUGUUAAUAAAUAUCUUGGUCCUUAUGUUAUGAUGAUUGGGAAAAUGAUGAUCGAUAUGAUGUAUUUUGUUAUUAUUAUGCUGGUUGUCCUCAUGAGCUUUGGAGUGGCACGACAGGCUAUUUUGAAUCCUAGUGAGGAUCCAAGCUGGAUGUUGGCAAGAAACAUUUUCUACAUGCCUUACUGGAUGAUCUAUGGAGAGGUGUUUGCUGACCAGAUAGACCCUCCUUGUGGACAAAAUAUAACUGGAGAUGAUGGCAAAGAAAUUCAGCUUCCCCCUUGUAAAACAGGAGCGUGGAUCAUUCCAGCUAUCAUGGCCUGUUACCUGUUGGUCGCAAACAUCCUUCUGGUUAAUCUUCUGAUUGCAGUGUUUAACAACACAUUUUUUGAAGUGAAAUCCAUAUCCAAUCAAGUCUGGAAGUUUCAAAGGUAUCAGCUUAUCAUGAAAUUUCAUGAAAGGCCAGUUCUACCACCUCCACUGAUCAUUUUCAGUCACAUGACAAUGUUAUGUAAAUAUCUGUGCUGCCGCUGGAGGAAGCAAGAGAGCGAUCAGGAUGAAAAGGACUACGGACUAAAACUUUGCAUAACUGAGGAUGAACUCAAGAAAGUUCAUGAUUUUGAAGAGCAAUGCAUAGAGGAAUAUUUCAGAGAAAAGGAAGACCACUUCAACUCUUCAAAUGAUGAGAGGAUUCGAGUGACUGCUGAAAGAGUGGAGAACAUGUCUAUGCGCUUAGAGGAAGUAAAUGAAAGAGAGCAUUUUAUGAAGGCUUCCCUUCAAACUGUGGAUAUUCGUCUAUCCCAGUUAGAGGAUCUUGUUGGACGCAUUGCUACUGCCUUGGAAAGACUCGCUGGUGUUGAGAAGGGCAAUGGUAAUAAAGCUCGCUCUAGGACAUCAUCCGACUGUACAGAUACUGCCUAUAUUGUCAGGCAGAGCAGUGUCAACAGCCAGGAAGGAAAUACUUAUAAGAUUCCUGAAAAUGUUGAUGCCAAUGGAGAAGAAUCAAUGUCCCCAACUUCUCCAACCUUAUUGCCUCGUAUGCGGAGCCAUUCCUUCUAUGCAAUGGGUGCAAGAGACAAGAGCGGGCUUGAAAGAAUAGAAGGUUUUUUUAAAGAAAGGUCACUGAGUCUACACCGUGCAAGCAGCUCCCAGUCUGUAGCUGCUGCAAAAGAGCCAAAACCCCCCACACAGCCAGCUACUACUUUGUCAAUUGCCCCAGAUUCGAGAAGACCUUCAUCGUGCAUUGACAUUUAUGUUUCUACUUCAGAUGAGCACUAUGCUACUGCAGGCACUUCGGACAGUGUAAUGAAAGUUCCUUUUCCUAGAGACGAAUCACUGCACUCUGAAAUUAUGUCAGCUGUUCUUGCAAAUCAAGAAUUCAGCUACCUUGCUUCUAGAGUAAACUGCCCAGAAGGGAACGGACACUGUGAGGAUAUUGACAAGGACCUGCCAACAUAUCCUUUGGAUUCUGCACAUACUUCAGAUAGCCAGUAUCAAUGGGAUUUGGAUCCUCCAAUGUAUCACACACUGGAACGCUCUAAAAGUAGCCGGUUCUUGUCUACAGCUCCUAUGUAUCUGGAGGAAACCCCACUAGUGAAGUCAUAUAGUUUUAUGUUUUCACCGUCCAAAGGAUAUUACAGUAGCCUUGGAGUGCCAGUCAAAACAGCUGAAUAUACCAGUAUUACUGAUUGUAUAGACACAAGGUGUGUCACUGCUGCACAGUGUAGUGUAGAAAAUUCUAAUCUAACAGGAGAACUUGGAGAAAAAGUUGAGGAAGUGAGUACUUCCCACCCUGAAAGAGAAGCAGAGUUAAGCCAUCAUGGCUCUGAAGCUGAAGACCAUGAUGAGGAAGAAGGUGACAGGCCAUUAGGAUACUUUCCAACUUUAAAAGAGUCCAACUCAGCCAGGACACUAUCUAAUAAUGUAUCUGUUUUUAAAAUAGAAAGAGCCAACAGUUAUUCAGCAGAUGAGCCAAAUUUCUGCUAUACAAAGAAAAGUUUUUCUAUCAGUGACAAACUUGACAGGCAACGCAACUCAACAGGUUUACGAAACCCAUUCCAAAGGAGUAAGUCUGGAAAACCUGAAAGUCAAGGGGAUAGUCUGUCAAUGCAUUCUCUAGCAAAAACAGCAGCAUUCCAUAGUUUUGAAAGUAAAUACAGUUAAUGGUGAAAUUAAAUACAAUGGUUUCCAAAAUAGUCUGUUCCCUUGUGUAGAACAAAAAAGGUUAUAGAAAUGUAAAAUGUUUUCUUUCUCCAAAGAAAGUAUAACAAGUAGUCUGCUUUA